AUGUCUAAGGCUUCCUUCAAGACUCAGCACCCUUUCGAAAGAAGACAGGCUGAAUCAUCUCGCAUUAGAGAGAAGUAUCCUGAUAGAGUACCUGUGAUUGUGGAGAAAGCUGGAAGAAGUGACAUUGCAGACAUUGAUAAAAAGAAGUACCUUGUCCCAGCUGACCUGUCUGUUGGUCAAUUUGUUUAUGUCGUCCGCAAAAGAAUUAAGCUCAGUGCAGAGAAGGCUAUUUUCGUUUUCAUCGAUAACACCCUACCACCAACUGCUGCUUUGAUGUCUGCUCUUUAUGAAGAACACAAGGAUGAGGAUGGCUUUCUUUACAUGACUUACAGUGGAGAGAAUACCUUUGGAUCCCAGUAG
This is a messenger RNA of Lathyrus sativus (Indian pea), 360 nucleotides long. The record is from the annotation of a GenBank genome assembly. Lineage: Eukaryota; Viridiplantae; Streptophyta; Magnoliopsida; Fabales; Fabaceae.